CAGAGUUAUUAACGCUGCCGAAACAUGCCGAGCUCUGCGUCGCUCUUCGGUCGUUGCCCGCAGCAGCAACUGCUGCGGACGUCACGCUUUGCGGGCAGCAACCCAUCAUGCAGCCCUGUGUGUCGAGCACGUCGGCUCAUAGUUAUUAACUCUGCAAAGGACCCAAAUGCGCCUAUCCAGAGCAACCCCCUCGGCUCGCUGUCCUCCCAAGCCGGAACGGUGACUCCGCUGCCUCGCAGCGAGGAAGCUCGAAAAUACUUUAGAACGGUGUACGAUUUCCCACAAUGGCGGUCUCAUCGAAGUCAGUAUCGGCUCGUGCAGCGGCUGUUCACCAUUCCACAGUCCCAUGUCAUCCAAAACGCGCUUCCCGCCAUCUCCUGGGUGACCCUGGUUGCCACCCUGGUUGCCUCGUACGGCACCGCCUCCGAGGCGCACCUGCUGCCCGAGGGCCUGCCGCCGCUCAGCCCGCACGCCGCCGCCGCCUCCUUCGUGUCCAACACCUCCGUCGCGCUGUCGCUGCUGCUGGUCUUCAGAACCAACUCCAGCUACGGCCGCUGGGACGAGGCGCGCAAGAUGUGGGGCGGGCUGCUCAACCGCAGUCGCGACAUCAUGCGCCAGGGAGCCACCUGCUUCCCGCCCGAGCAGCUGGAGGCGCGCAAGGCGCUGGCGCGCUGGGUGGUUGCGUUCGCCCGCUGCCUGCGCCUGCACUUCCAGCCCGAGGCGAGCCUGGAGGAGCAGCUGCGCGGCGUGCUGACACCCGCGGAGCUGGACAUGCUGGCUCGCAGCCAGCACCGACCCGUGAGGGCCAUACACGCGAUCAGCCAGAUCAUCCAGUCCGUGCCGCUCCACCCCAUCCACCAGCAGCAAAUGAGCGCCAACCUCACCUUCUUCCACGACGUGCUGGGCGGCUGCGAGCGGCUGCUGCGCGCGCCCAUCCCCGUGUCGUACACGCGACACACCGCGCGCUUCCUGUUCGCGUGGCUGACGCUGCUGCCGCUGGCGCUGUACCCGACCCUGGGCUGGGGCGUGGUGCCGGUGUGCAGCGGCAUCGCGGCGGUGCUGUGCGGCAUUGAGGAGAUCGGGGUGCAGUGCGAGGAG
Messenger RNA from Astrephomene gubernaculifera, 1098 nucleotides. The record is from the annotation of a GenBank genome assembly. Lineage: Eukaryota; Viridiplantae; Chlorophyta; Chlorophyceae; Chlamydomonadales; Astrephomenaceae.